This is a messenger RNA of Mycena citricolor, 859 nucleotides long. The record is from the annotation of a GenBank genome assembly. Lineage: Eukaryota; Fungi; Basidiomycota; Agaricomycetes; Agaricales; Mycenaceae.
ACAGGCCUUGACUGCGACCGCAUCCUUGCUUCAUUGGCAUUGCACGGGUCGCGCACGGACGGGGUUUCGCUUGAAGCCAACUAACAAAAGCCGCUCCUGUUUCAAGACAACCGCAGGCGAUCAUUGCUCUAGUCAAGCGUAGUGAUCCUCAACCAGAUCUCCUUACUGUGAGAUGCGGAAAGCCACUGCCGUUCUAACACCUAUUGCCCAUCGUCGUAUCCUCGGUAGAACAUUUGCAAGCACAGCGCGCGGAAUCAUGUCGGAGCCUGGGCCUAUUGAGUCGGCUAUUCGUGACAAGCUGAUAGCGCAGUUCAAUCCUAUCCGACUGACCAUCAUCAACGAUUCGUCGAAACACCGCCAUCACGCGCCCAUGCGAGCUGACCCAGCCUCCGCCGCGUCUGGUGAAACCCAUUUCUCGGUCCAAAUUGUUUCAAACGCCUUUGAGUCGAAGACCACCAUGCAACGACAUCGCUUGAUCUACUCGGUGCUAAAGUCGGAGUUGGAGGCCGGUCUGCAUUCGUUAUCACUGCAGACAAAGACAGAGGAGGAGAGUAGCGGAUCAAGUACCAGCUGAUACGCAGGGUCAAUUGAUUGUGCUUUCCGGGUGACUUACACAGGCAUUCAGCACGUAAGCUGUCUUGAUUGGAAACCAACUCUCUGUGUCAAUCCAUGUCCGCGAUCUGCGAAUGCGGAUGUUCGCUACAUUGCCCGUUGCCAAAGCCCUGCAACUUUCUUGAUGUCUGCCGCGCUGCACCGCCCAUCUGUCCUGGAGACAACGUUGACAUCUCGACACCCACAUAAAUCUGCAAUUACCCGAGAGUCUACCCUGAUCGAUGCCCUUAAAAACGGUAUCGACUGA